AUGGAGAGCAGUCAAGAAAUUAGUAAUGAAUUUGCCGAAAUUAACGUGCCGUAUCCUUGUUCUAUUGACCCGAUGGAUUUCCUAUCGCGAAAAUGCAAACGAGGUAAAAAACCAUCCAAGUCCUCCAAUGCAUUUAUGAUUUAUCGGAAAAUGUUUUCUAAAGAACUAAGGAAGAAAAAUCAUAAAAUACCGCAAUCUAAAAUUUCCGGCAUGGCCUCCGCUUCUUGGAAAAAUGAAUCUAAGGAUAUUAAAGAUGCUUACCAUAAGCUGGCUGAAGAUGUAGACCGUUUAUUUCUGGAGUCACAUAACGACAAUUCUGUUGAAAAUCCAAUUGAACCGGUAAAUGCUAAUAGCGAAGGUAUCGAAUCAUCAUCGUUGAUUCCAAAUCCUCAAAAUAUCGAUAUCUCGGCCGAUAAUAUCCUAGAACAUAACUUAUACAUAAAUGCCCAGAUACUACCAUAUUAUUGGCCCGUUUCCGAAUAUCAAUUUACAUAUGAUGUUGCUAGUAUGACAUAUUGUAUUACGUCUAUUUAUGAUAACUGA
Messenger RNA from Racocetra persica, 543 nucleotides. The record is from the annotation of a GenBank genome assembly. Lineage: Eukaryota; Fungi; Glomeromycota; Glomeromycetes; Diversisporales; Gigasporaceae.